Penicillium roqueforti is the source of this 2442-nucleotide messenger RNA. Its product is annotated as Zn(II)2Cys6 transcription factor. Gene Ontology annotation, molecular function: DNA-binding transcription factor activity, RNA polymerase II-specific; transcription cis-regulatory region binding; zinc ion binding. Gene Ontology annotation, biological process: positive regulation of transcription by RNA polymerase II. Gene Ontology annotation, cellular component: nucleus. NCBI's taxonomy places the organism in Eukaryota, Fungi, Ascomycota, Eurotiomycetes, Eurotiales, Aspergillaceae. The record is from RefSeq and is a predicted model, not a curated record. The coding region runs from base 1 to 2442 and encodes 813 amino acids. The transcript has 5 exons.
AUGCCUCGUCCUAGAAGACCUGGUGCACCAGAACCAAAGCGCCGAAGUCGUAAAGGAUGUUGGCCAUGCAAAGCACGCAAGGUAAAAUGUGGUGAAGAGAAACCAGCAUGUCUUAAUUGCCAGCGACAAGGCGACCCUUGCGAUUAUAGUGUCCGUCUGAACUGGGGAGGAAGGACGAAACGCAUGUCAAUUGACUCGCCGAAUUCACAAUCUAGUGGGUAUGGAGGAGCUGUAAUUGGAUUUUCGGACUCAUUCGCUAUCAACGAUCUGAGCCCAGUUUCGUUCCCCACUCCAGCAAGCAACAACCCUGCAGAUGGAUUUAUCAACACUCAUCCCGGGGAGUUGACUUCGCCAAGAGCAAUAUCUCCAAGUACAUCAUCACAAAUGGGACUUUUCGAAUCCCCCAGGCUCGGCUCGGACUCUGAAGGAGUGCUAUCGCCGGGCCAAUUAGAGUCUCGAUUCUCCUCAACUUGGGCGGAACAAUCUCCUCCAUUGACCGCAUCGGCUACCUCGGCGCCUUUGUUGCAAUAUCAAUUUGGACAGCAUAGUUUUGAUAGCCCAUCAUAUCUGGGUUCGAUAGAUCAGACAUCCGGCCUCAGAUCACUGUCUGCCUUUGCAUUCCAUACAAACCCCGUGUCGCAGCCAGUCUCAUACAUGCGCCACCCUGUAGAUGUUUCCAACCACUGCUCGGGUCCAUCUAUCUCGCACUCUCGUGAUGAAGAGCAUCUUUCUCAAGGGUCAUAUGAUGACCGGGGCAUGCAUCUUGGCGCUCGGUCUAGGACAGGGCAAAACAGAUCCUCAAACAGCCCGCAGGAUACUACCGGUCUUAUGCUUUUCGAUCCACGCAGAGUGUCGAUUGCUGAAAGUGAUGCAAUCUCGUCUCCGAGGCUCCACGAGACAACCAGCAACAUGGGCUCUGUACAUGACUAUCACAAUGGGUUGACUCCGGAUCAUCAGGCAUCGGCGGAGAGCAAUCAUGAAGCCGAUCAAACAUCCCACGAGUCUUCAAUCGCCCGGAGCAAAUGGCAAACAUAUCUGAAUAGUGUAACCGACAAUUAUGGAUUGGAUUCUGGGCGCCCUGAUCAGGAUCUGACCUUCAACAACGACCAUGCCGCCAUAGAUAUCAAUUAUGCGUUAGACCUGAUCAGUUCUCGGUGGCGCAACGAGGAGUCCAAAGCCUCUCAACCUGACCCCGUACCACAGGUCCAGUUUUGUAGUGGUUACUAUGCUUCGCCAGUACCCAUCAAUGUCCCGAGGUACUUAUCUCCGCUUCCGUCGUCGCUGCUGGAGAACCCCAUCAAUCUGAUGUACUUCCAUCAUUUCUUGAAUCACACUGCUCGAAUGCUUGUCCCACACAACUGCGAUAAUAAUCCGUUUAUUUCGGUUUUGCCAUCAAUGGCAAUCGGUGAUUCCAAUCUCCUCAAUUUGCUGCUUGCAUACUCCGCUAGUCAUCGUGCUCGCUACCUCGGUCAUCCCGAGCCCGCCAAUCGAAUCGCUCAUUGGGUUAGCAAGGUCUUCCCAACAUUGCGUAUGGCAUUGGAGUCAUCCAAGGAAGACAUCACUGACAGCCACUUGGCCACGGCCAUUAUGCUGUUGUCAUUGAAGAUCGUUUCUCCAAGGACAUUCGAGGUGCCGAUCACCUGGAAGAGUCACCUCAAGCUUGCUCGCGAUUUGUUCCUUGCACGAAGCGAGGGAAUGGCGCAUCCCGGGAACAGGAUUGGAGCGUUCUUCGCCCGCUGGCUAGGCUAUCUCGACACGAUGGGAUCUUUGUCAUGUCGCCAAGCUGGUCCUCCACUAAUGAUAUACCACUCCAUCUUAACGGCCUGCUCCGCGCCUGACGGUCAUGACGAAUUCGGUGUUGAUUGCUUCACUGGGUUCACCCCCCGCACUGGAGUAUUUCUGAUCCGUCUUGCACAGCUGGUGCAGGAAUGUGACAAUCAACUCUUCGACGAAAUGGGUAAUUUCCGGCAUGACUGGCAUGCAUCUGCGGAAAUGGUCCUGGAAGCGCAAUCUGUACUUGGUGUUGUCGAUGGGAUUAGCGAACGUGCUCAUACUAGCCCGGAACAUCAUCAUGGUGUUGAGUCCUCGGAUAUGAUAGCCAUCGAGGAAGCUUUCCGGUUUGCAGGUCUCCUGCAUCUCCAUCGUCGUGUCCUUGGGUCUCCGCGUGACUCGUUUCCCGUGAAGGAGGUUUUGCGCAAGCUGAUUGAUGCCCUUGGACGUAUGCGCCCUGGUGCAGCUACUGAAGUCUGCUCCUUGUUCCCGCUCUUCACGGCUGGUUGCGAAUCUAGAGAUCCAGUUCAAAGGUCUCAGCUUUUGGACCGGUUCUUUGUAUUGGAGAGUUCGGGCAUGAAACAGAUUCAAAAUGCACGUCAAUUGAUGCAACACUGCUGGGAUGAAGACCUGCCUUGGGUGGCCCUAGCUAGCGGUCAGUUCCUAGGUUAG